This is a messenger RNA of Vigna umbellata (rice bean), 2033 nucleotides long. Lineage: Eukaryota; Viridiplantae; Streptophyta; Magnoliopsida; Fabales; Fabaceae. The record is from RefSeq and is a predicted model, not a curated record.
UCGAGUAUGUUGGGUUGGAAACGUUGCACCAUUGCUAUAUUGAAAGAUUCCCAAGUGGGAGAUGGGUUGCAAGAUUCCCACCAUUGAUAUCGGAUUAAAGCUUUUCCUUCCAAAGCCACCAUCACUGCAUGCAUUCUUUCAAUUUCAGAGACUUCUUGCAAACAGAAAUAUCUGUUCAAUCUAUUAGUCCAGCCAAAUGCAUCUUUCCCUGCAAAGAUUGGAAUGUAGUUUACAUCACCUUGAACCUCCCUGCAUCUUCCAAUCUUGCUCAUUGUCUCCUGACGUACAGGCUGAAAACACAUUCUGAUUUGACCCAGACGCUGCAGUGCAUGUUAUCUUUUCCACCACACCCGACAACCCACUGAUUAAAUUUUCCAUCCGUUUCAAACGUUCAUUUUGCACUUGUCCAAUCUUUCUCUAUCACGCUCAAAUUCUUGAAACAAGCAUUCCAAAGUCUCUAAUCUUGAAUCUAUUCUGGUUUUAGCCAUAAGCCCUUACGCUGCCACCACAGGGCCAAGAAAGGAGCUCUGAAUACCAAUUGAUAGGACCACCAGAAUUACAUAAAACCUUCAAGACAGGUUCUUGAAAGACUUUAUUUAGAACAGAACGGUUUUGUCAAUGUGAAAGGAUUACAACAAUGCCUCCUAGGUACAAAGGUCUUUCGAGAGGACCUUAGCUCUCCCAAAACCCCUUUUCCUUCCAAACUCCAAAAACUGCUAACAACAACCUAAACACAGACUAUAUAUACUGGUCUGUUACAACCUAUUAUAGCUAUUGGAGGUUAUAACUACCUCCUUUAUUUAUUUCUUCUAGUAUAGACUUUCUCACUGAACCUAUCACCAUGCUUGUUAGGGUUUCUUGUUCUAGUGACAAGUUGACAGUCUGUGAGAUUUUGAAAUAUUAUAUACACAUGGCAAAGCGAUAAAUGACUGAAACCUCUUAUUAUAAAUUUUAAUACCAAAAGCUGGCCCCCUAUUUUUCUUGUCAACGAUUGUACUCCUAUAAUAUACCCUAUUUUCAGUUAUAUUUGUAACAUUUCAAAUCUCAGGAAAUAUAUGUAUUUCACCUAAGUAUCCGUUUAAUGGAUUUUUUUGUCAGAAAGUACACUUUUCCAGCAAUACUUUUUCGUUUAAAGUGCAGUUGUUAUAGUUAAAAGUUGGCACUCUUAGUCAUCACAAUUUAUUAUUUGAUCAUUGCUCAGACUGGUAAACAAUCUGAUCAGACAAUGAAGAUGUUUUGCUUUGCCAUCUGGGACUUCUUUGUGCGACUGUCUUUAAAUCAGCAUUUUGUUUACUUUCUUUCCACUGAUCUCCACUAUAUAUGUUCAGGAAAAAUCAGAAGAGAAAGUUUCUCUGAGGACUUUGAUAGCCAACCUGAGCAAAUAUUCCAUGCAACAUACGGUAACAAGUGUUAUACUUGGUCUUAUAGCAAUUGGAGCGGUUGUUCUUUUGAACAUUCCACAUCGGGGUUUGAAUGGAGGGAACAUUCAAAUAGGACAAACAAGUGGAAAAAUGAAAGCGAUGUUGAGCAGGAUGAUGAUGACUCGUGUUGUGUGGGGUCAAGUUCCGAUAGAACUAUUCUUGGUCUGCCUCCAACAGGUCCAUUAAAGAUUGAAGAUGUUAAAAAUGCUUUUCGGUUAUCAGCUUUAAAAUGGCAUCCUGAUAAGCAUCAAGGCACUUCCCAGGCCAUGGCUGAAGAAAAAUUCAAACUAUGUGUCAAUGCAUACAAAACAUUGUGCAAUGCUCUCUCUCCAUCUUAGAUGGCCAUAUGGCUUGUUACACCUUACAUAAGUGCACACUCUUACAGAAAGAAGUGAACGAUUGUUCAGUCACGGAAAUUAAUUUUUCGCUCCUAUGGGGUGGUUUUUGAAAUGCUGCGUUGUGUAUUGCGAUGUGAUAAUCAUUAGACAUGACUAUUCUUUUAAGAGUAACUACAACAAAUCAGUCAUCUCAGAUGGGUUUGUUAACAGAAUUAAAUGCAAUGGAAUCAUUCUCUUUUUUUUUUUCCUUUCAUCAGGCUUACAGUUUCAUGUG